CCCUCGGAGGACGUCAUCCAUGGAGUCCAGCCUGUCCAUGCUGUCCUCCCUCAAAGACGACGGCCCCCCGCCCCUCGUCCAGCCGCACUACAGGGAGGAAUACCGCCUGGCCAUCUACGCUCUGCUCUGCGGGGGCAAGGAGGCCUACAGGGAGUACCUCCGGGCCGAGCAGGUCCACAGCUUCCUCUCAGAGGAGGAGAUCCGCUUCAUUUCAGACAACGCCAGGUCACUGGUUCUGGACGAUUCUGACUGGGAACGGGGCCCGGAGGGCGUCUGCUCCUCAACCUACUUCCCAACGCUGUCGGACGAGGAGGUGCCGGACCUGCAGCUGGGGUGGCCAGAUGUCCGUCAGCAGGAGAAGGACACCAGCAUCAGCCUGCUGUACCACCCGCCGCGGCGGAACACGCCCACCAUCAAGGAGGUGGUGCGGAGUCAGAUCCAGGAGGCCCGUGAGGUCGUCGCCAUCGCCAUGGACGUCUUCACCGACGUGGACAUCUUCAGGGACGUCCUGCACGCGGCGCUGCGGGGCGUGGCCGUCUACAUCCUCCUGGACGACCUGCAGGUCAGCGGCUUCCUCCAGAUGUCCUGCAACGUGGGCAUCAACAUCCUCGACAUCAAGAACGUGUGCGUCCGGACCGUCCGGGGUCUGCCGUACCAGUGCCAGUCCGGGAUGAGGUUCCACGGAGGUUUGGAGCAGAAGUUCAUGCUGGUGGACGGCAGGACGGUUCUGUACGGAACCUACAGCUACUCGUGGUCGUUUGAGAAGAUCAACCUCAGCAUGGUCCUGGUGAUCAGCGGUCUGCUGGUCUCCUCUUUUGAUGAAGAGUUCAGAAGACUGUACGCCCGCUCCGUCGUCCCCGCGGCCUUGACCCCGGAGGCGUUUCCUGUCCCACACCGGAGACGAGCGGGAAUGCAGACGUCCAGCCUGCUGUCCCUGAACAGGAUGCCCUCCCGGGGGCUGGUGAGGGGUCCUCAGAACGGGGGCUUCCAUGACGCCGCCGCGCUGAACAGAGGCCUGAGCGUGCAGGAGAAGCUGCACCAGUCCCACUAUCCCGACGCUGACGGCCUGCUGAGAGGACACAGCUAUGGGGGGGAGCUUCAGAAGAUGAACUCCAUGACCAGACUGAGGAUGGGGACCAAAGACCUGGGAGUUCCUCCUGACAGGCCGUCCCUGCAGCCCCGCCGGCACCAAGCACGCCACGGCGCGCACCCGAACCUGAUGCCGUUCAACUCCGAGUCGUCUCUCCACAGACCGUAUAGGGAGGACGGGCCUUCGGAGGGCCGUCACGGUGCAGCGUCUCCAGUGGCGACCCCACACGGGGGCCUGAAUGAGUUCCAGUCCCAGUGGGUUCACCAAAGGUCCAGGGAGAUCUUGUCCACCAUGGAGGGGGUCAGACAGAAGAGGCGCAGUCUGCAGGAGAACUUCAGGCAGAGUCAGGAGUCUUUGAGGUCCGUACGCUCCGCCAUGUCCUCCUCCAAGGGUCCGGAUCUGAGAAACAGCGUCACAACUUUAGAGCCGGACCCCCAAACGGCUGAGCCAAGGACGGGUGCAGACGGACGCCGCUCCUCCUCCCACCACGAUCUGAAGACGGCCACUGAUCCACAGCUCCACAGCUGGAACCGUCCAGCUUCCUCCAAAGCAGACGCUGAGCUGCGGCCCCCCUACGCCGGUCUGAGCGUCCAACACCCCCGAGGAAAGAAGUCUCUGUUCGAGAUCCCCGAAGAAAAAGAGGGACCGAGCAGCCACCCCAACGGUCAGGACCGAGAGAAAAACCAGGAGCUAGAAGGAGCAGAGGAGAGCCUCCCUGCAGACCCAGACCGGGACCGAGCCGGGCCAGAGUCCAUUCAAAGUAUGGACCACAGCGCAGAACCAGCAGAUCCAGGAGAAGGAAGGAAAUCUCCAAAGAGCACGAGUCUCAUGGAUGAAGGUCAGACAGAGGAAGAGCGGGAGGGCCGAGAUGUUCAGAGGAAGACUUUUGCCAGAACCAAAGCCCAUUUAGAGCUUGAGGACAAUGAACUGAGCUCCAGGACUGAGAGUCUGAACCCGGGUUUAGGGGCAGACGGCCUCUUCUCACCCACAGCAGGUCAAACCCCUAAGAAGGAACAUUCUCCAGGACUCUCCAGGUCUCAGCCCUCCCUCAGUUUACCAUCCAAACCUGAGAAACCCAGAUCUCCGCUGUCCAAACUCUCACCUCAGCGUUCCAGCAAAAGGAAGACCCACCUGGCAGCAGAACCCCCCCAAGACUGGAGGAGCUCCCCGAACGCAGAAGGAGCCCCCGCCUCUCAGAGCAAACGAGAGCGGGGUCUCGGCCCCCACCAGGAUCUGCUCGGCAGCAGAACUUCCCGUUCGGGCAAACCCUCCAGGAGGGCGGAGAAAAGCAAGAGCUCGUCCUUGAGCAGACCGGACGCCGGUCUGACGGCCAAUCAGAUGCAAGGCGACAACAAGCUGGGGAGGUUCAUGCAGCGGGUGGGACAUCUGAUCCACAAGCACAAGUGAAGAAGCUGCAGCGGCUUCGCUCUGGCCUCAGAAUCUUUACGUACUACCAGGAAAAUGUGAAAGAAAGCAGCUCGACUCCCCUAUUUUCACACAAACAUUAUCUCUCUAUCAACACGUUUACGGCCGAGGAAUCCUACAAAAGGGGAGCAAAUACGUUAGGACGACGUUUUCUGAACGUCUUUCAGACGUUCCUGCAGACGUCCCGCCUCCUGCAGGCGCCCCGCCUCCUGCGGGCGUCCCGCCUCCUGCGGGCGUCCCGCCUCCUGCGGGCGUCCCGCCUCCUGCGGGCGUCCCGCCUCCUGCGGACGUCCCGCCUCCUGCAGGCGUCCCGCCUCCUGCGGACGUCCCGCCUCCUGCGGGCGUCCCGCCUCCUGCGGGCGUCCCGCCUCCUGCGGGCGUCCCGCCUCCUGCGGGCGUCCCGCCUCCUGCGGACGUCCCGCCUCCUGCGGACGUCCCGCCUCCUGCGGACGUCCCGCCUCCUGCGGACAUCCCGCCUCCUGCGGACGUCCCGCCUCCUCAUUCUGAUGUUGCCGUUUUUAGCCAAACUCUUAAAAUCUGAGUCGUUUUCUAGGACAUAGUUUCUGUAGGGCGGCAGGAGUUCAUCAGAAAUUCACUUCUGAGUUGUGGGCGGGACCAUUGGCACCCACAACUGAGAGCUCUCUGUUUUGCCCACUAGCUUACAGCAGUAUCUGAUCUGUCCUGCCGUCCGGUUCUGAUCCAGGUUCCAAAUCAGACCAGGAAAACAAAGACGUUCAUGGAUCCAUUUGUCUGCAUCGGAAAGGGGCGGAGCACUGAGCUUGGGGCCCCGCCCAGUAUGUUUUCUACGUCACUAACGACAUUUUUUCAUCUACUCCAGAUUCACAAUGUGAAUAAAGAAACACAAAAUGUUAACAGCACCAUAAACAGCAUUUUCAUGGGAGGGGGGGCCUGUAAAGUUGAUCACAUGGUUUCUUCACAUCUCCCUGGUCUCUCCUGGAGCUUUUAAUCCUCGUUCUUCCAUGCUGCAAAGAAAAAAUUAAACC
This is a messenger RNA of Oryzias latipes (Japanese medaka), 3519 nucleotides long. RefSeq lists its product as uncharacterized. The record is from RefSeq and is a predicted model, not a curated record. Gene Ontology annotation, cellular component: cytoplasm; membrane. Gene Ontology annotation, biological process: signal transduction. Gene Ontology annotation, molecular function: protein kinase binding. Lineage: Eukaryota; Metazoa; Chordata; Actinopteri; Beloniformes; Adrianichthyidae.